Messenger RNA from Dromiciops gliroides (monito del monte), 579 nucleotides. RefSeq names its product macrophage migration inhibitory factor (gene MIF). Bases 119 to 466 code for a protein of 115 amino acids. Lineage: Eukaryota; Metazoa; Chordata; Mammalia; Microbiotheria; Microbiotheriidae. Gene Ontology annotation, molecular function: cytokine activity; phenylpyruvate tautomerase activity. The transcript has 3 exons. The record is from RefSeq and is a predicted model, not a curated record.
GGCCCAGCGCGGCACGGCGGGUGCGGACGUGCGGAGGCUCACUCGGCUCAAGCCGCCGCUGCUCUGUGCCGACCUCUCCCACCUCCCCGCGCCGCCGCCCGCCGGAGCCGCCGCCAAGAUGCCCAUGUUCGUGGUGCAGACCAACGUGCCGCGCUCUGCGGUGCCCGACUCCCUGCUGAGCGAGCUCACCGCACAGCUGGCCAAGGCCACGGGCAAGCCCGCCCAGUACAUCGCGGUGCACCUCUCGGCGGACCAGCUGAUGGCCUUCGGGGGCUCCUCGGACCCGUGCGCCCUCUGCAGCCUGCACAGCAUCGGCAAGAUCGGCGGGCCCCAGAACAAGGCGUACAGCAAACAGCUCUGCGAGCUGCUCACCAAGCACCUCAAAAUUCCCGGGGACAGGAUCUAUAUCAAUUACUACGACAUGAACGCGGCCAACGUGGGCUGGAACGGCUCCACCUUUGCCUGAGCGCCCGCCCCCCCUCGACCGGUACCCUCGGCCCGAGCAUGUACCUUUGCUGCCUAGUCACUCCCCUGGUUCUUGUGUAGUUGGAAAUCAAUAAAGAGAUCGUAGGUGUCUGA